Messenger RNA from Cryptotermes secundus, 3506 nucleotides. RefSeq names its product tubulin-specific chaperone cofactor E-like protein (gene mlt). The record is from RefSeq and is a predicted model, not a curated record. Gene Ontology annotation, molecular function: alpha-tubulin binding. Bases 349 to 1719 code for a protein of 456 amino acids. Gene Ontology annotation, biological process: protein folding. Lineage: Eukaryota; Metazoa; Arthropoda; Insecta; Blattodea; Kalotermitidae. The transcript has 7 exons.
AACAAAUUAAAGUAGAAAGUUACAUUUCCUUGUACGUUUAUUGAGUGUAAGCGAAGUCUGAAUUUUGCUGUGUCUACCUGCUUUGUUCAAGUGCCCGUGUCCAACUUGUGAGUGAAAGUUUUAUGUAAUACGUAAUAGCAAACGUAAUUGUUAAGUGAUUUGCGCUUCUUAAAACAGAAUCAGAACCCCAAAUAUUACGGUGCUGACGUUAUAUGCGUAGAUUUAAGCUGUGUCGUUAUCUACGCAUAUUUCCUUUUUGCGUUUAAGUGAAGAUUUGGACGUUUGCCAGAGAGAUAUCAGCCAAAAUCAGCUGUUGUGAAAGCACAUCAAACAAAGCAAUUUUAUGAAAUGCCAUCACUUUUAGAAGCAAUAGAUAAAAAAUAUGGUAAAGAAGAGGUCGAUAAUUUUGACCUUGACUUGCCAAUUGAAAUUUACGUGCCGAAGAAAAGCCCGAGGAACUCAAUCCCGUCACUAUUGGUGCUAAACGACUGUGAUAUCGAAACUGCAGGGGAUGAACAGGAAUUGGAGAAGAAAUGUCGGGGGGUUGAGGAGUUGGAUCUCGCUCAGAACAAGCUGGAAAGAUGGACUGAGGUGUUUGACAUACUGAAGCACAUGCCAAGAGUGAAGUUCGUCAACCUGAGUUUCAACAGCCUAACGGAAGAGCUUUUUAAUCUGGAUGACAGGAAUCCCUUCCAGUAUCUGAAGAACCUCGUUUUGAAUGCUACUCGUAUCAACUGGAAGAGUGUUCGGGAUCUGCUACGGCUACUGCCAUGUUUGGAGGAGCUACACCUCAGCCUCAACAACUACAGUAGUGUGGAACUGAGCAAUGAUGCUGAUACGCAGACAAGCCCUCGUCACUAUUGCAAUGUGAAGAAGCUACACUUCUCGGGGAAUCCAGUGGCCACAUGGCGGGAGAUAUGCAAGUUGGGUCUGGCCUUUCCUACACUUGGGGCUCUUGUACUCGCUGAGUGCCCGCUGCAGUCACUUGACCCAUCUCCUAUCAUAGGGAAUGGGAGUGCUUCAGAAGCAGAUACAUCUCCAGGAGGACGAACGGAGAGCGAGUGCGAAUCUAACAGCCCCCCAGGCAUUGAUUCACCCCACAGUUACUUCAGGAAGCUAAAAUUUCUCAACUUAAAUAGCACAUUGCUGGCAACAUGGGAUGAUGUGGAUAGACUAAGCAGGUUCCCCGAAUUGCAGUACCUGCGAUUGCAGGGUUGCCCUCUUUUUGAGGAGUAUACUGAACAUGAGCGCCAUCAGUUCCUCAUUGCCAGGCUUCCUAAUGUUCAGACACUGAAUGGAGGUGGAAUUAUAGGCAAGGAAGAACGGGAGGAUGCAGAACGGGCAUUCAUCAGAUAUUACUUGGAGAAACCAGAGUCUGAUCGACCGGAGAGGUAUGCAGACCUAGUGGCUGUGCAUGGUAAGUUGGAUCCUCUGGUUGAUGUAGACUUGAGCCCUGAGAAGCGUGUCAAGGUUCGUUUCACAUGUGGAGAGGCAAGUGAGGUUCGCAGCAUAGUUGUGUACCAGACGGUCCAGGAACUCAAACAGAAGCUAGAGUCGUUUGCAGGGAUCCCCUCGUCACGCAUGAAGCUGUUUUACGUGGACCAGGACCUGAAAGACAUCACAGGGGCUGAGGAAAUGCGUUUCCCUAACAAGCAACUAUACAGCUACAACAUCUCGAAUGGUGACGAGAUUAUUGUGGACUCCAAACAGUUGAAAUGAACUUGUACUCUGCGCCUUUGUGGAACAUGCAGCUGAGUUUGUUGUUACUGUUCUUUCUGAAUUGUUGGAGAUCGACAUAUCUUCCAUAAUGUUUUGAAACAUCAAACUAUAGAAACCUUUGUUAUUCUGGAACAGAAAUGAAGAUAAUUAGAAUCGGUUUCUGCCUGGAUCAUUGGAAUUGCAGCUCCACUGUCUUUUAAUGGAGCUGUGGGUUGUAUAUCUUACAUUGGGAUCAUGACAGGAACCCAGUAAGUAAUAUCUGGCUAGCUUCCAUACUAACAGCUAAUUGAAACAGGUUGACCCAUGCAUAGUGACCUGCAUGACAGGCACCUAAUGUUGCAAAUCGAUGAGCAUGUAACAAGUCAGGUAGAAUAACAAGGUUCUUGGAGAUUUUGGACAUAGUUGUGCCAUUUCUUGUGUAACUCUUCCUGAGAUAAAUGGAUCUGACACAAAAAUGGCUGUGCAAGCAUUCCUCACCGACACUGCCUGUUGAACAGAUGUGUUGAAUAACAGAAUAUUCUGUAUUCAGAAUACUUCUUAAAGUAUAAACGAUCUGUUUAAAAAUGACAGAUUUAAGACAUCUGUAGGGUUCAGUUCAUGACAUCACAGAUUUUGUUUGAUGUUUCAGUGGGAUACAUGUAAAAACUGAGACAUAUACUUCUUUUCAAAUUCAGAUUACAAUUUUAAAGAUGUUAUAUUUUCAGACGUUCAGAGGAAGUUCUUAUGUAUUUUUGCCAGCUGAAGCUGUGUCCUUACGUUUUAUUUACAGAUAGCAAUAAGCAUAAACAGUAUUUCAAAACAGUUGGUCUAAUGAAUUUGUCAUUUUACUCUGUUUGUAUAACAGUCUGUCUGUCCUGAACAAGUUUUGCAACUAACCUAAUGGUGGUGGUAUAGUGAUAGUAGUGAUGAAAUUUUGAAACCACUACACUUUUAAUGUAACUCAUUUUGAGUGUGAGGACUUAUGGAGAAACUAACUUAUUUUCUAGUCUCUGUUAGUGGAAUUUAUAAUUAUGAGUUUUAUUUUAAUUAUUAUUUUAAAAAAUACAUGUUAUUGUUUGGUUUUAGAUAUUUGUUUAUGUGUAACAUUGUUUUUUCUGAAAGAAUUAUUUUAAAUUCUUGCUUUACACAGUAUACUGUAAUAUAAUACACCUGUGUUUCAUUACAUGUUGUAGGAAGUUUGUUAUGUGGAAAAGAUCAAGGCAUUGUUCUUAUGUUAUAAUCAGGCUCUUUAUCUUGUGUCUAAAACAAUGAUCAGGGUUUACCAUGAAGUGACGGGAUGGCCAGAGUUUCAGGUGCAUGAUGUACCUCAACUGAGGGGAAUGCCACUGAUAAAGCCUUAGGUUAUGAUAUGAUUUUUUAACACCUAGUGGCAAUACACGAAUGACUGCAACACAGUGUUCUUAGAAAAGUGUCAAGAACAAAUUCUGUGAAGAAAAAUUUUACUGUUAUACAGCUCAAACAAACCUUUGUUUGAACUACUGCUUGGCCUAGAAGUGAACACAGAGAAAACUAAGUGUAUGUCGAUGUCUCAUCAAAAUACAGGACAAAAUCUUAACAUGAAGAUGACUAGCAGAUCCUCUGAAAAUGUGGCAAAGUUCAGAUAUUUGGGAACAACAGUAACAUAUCAAAAUUUGAUUAAUGAUGAAAGUAAGAGCAGAUUAAACUCUGGUAAUGAUUGCAACCUUUCGGUUCAGAGUAUUUUGUUUUCCAUUCUGCUGUCUAAAAACGUUAAAUAUACAAAACUCUAAUUUUGUCUGUCAUUUUGUAUGAGUGUGAAACUUGGUUUC